AUGGCUUUCCGUCAACCACCUGCUGGUGUUGUUCAAGUGCUCGAAGGUGUAGCUGUAUUGUUAGUUCCAUCAAAACGAAUAUAUGAUUGGAAGGACAUCAAAAUAUGGUUGGGUAGUAAUCCCAAUAAUCUUAUAACGAUGUUGAAGAAUUUUGAAGUUGAUCAACUCACUGAAGAACAAUUGCAACGUCUCAUAUCCAUUCUAGCUUGCAAAGAUUGUGAACCAGAGCGUGUUUUAAAGUGUUCUAUUGCAGGCCAUAUGUUAUGUAUGUGGCUUAGAGCAAUCGUUCAAUAUUCAACAGUGCAGCGACAACAACAACAACAACAACAAACUGUAUAA
Rotaria sp. Silwood1 is the source of this 339-nucleotide messenger RNA. The record is from the annotation of a GenBank genome assembly. Lineage: Eukaryota; Metazoa; Rotifera; Eurotatoria; Philodinida; Philodinidae.